UAUAACCGUCGGUUGUGUUUGUUUGGGAUUUAUUUCGUAUAUUUCAGCCGUUGCAUGCCGGUGUGUUUGUCUCGGCUAUCAGAAUUCAGAAUUCUGAAGAUCUUGGAAUCUGAUGUUAAAAUCAGUGUCUAACUGCAGCAACACUAUAAUCCCCAAAUCCCAAUUCUUCUUCUUAUUCUCCUUCAGAUUAUCGUCGUCUUCUCCGCGAAGCAAAUAUCACAACUACUAUCUCAGAAAAAGAAGAAAAUGGCCACACCCAGUUUACAAAGCCCGUUGGCACGAGAAACUAAGCCAACAACACGCAAUGCAAGCCCUUCGACAGCAAGCUUCAUCAUCAUCAUCACCGGUUAAUCUCCUCUCGACUCUCAUCAGUUCUUACGCUCUCUACAACUGCGACCCAACUCCAAAUUCUUACCAUUUUGUCAUCAAAACCCUAAUUAAAACCUCUCAAUCCCACUACAUUCCUCCCGUCCUCUACCAACUCGAGAAAGUCGAGAAAUUUGAAACACCCGAAUCGAUUUUUACUGAUUUAAUCGAGUUCCACGGUGAGAACGAAGAGUUUCAGGAAGCAAUUGAUCUUUUCUUUAGAUUACCUGAUUUUAGGUGUACCCCUAGUGUGGAUUCGCUCAAUUGUUUGCUCUCGGUUUUGUGUAAGCGAAAAGAGGGUCUUGAAGUUGUGCCACAGGUUCUGUUAAAGAGUAGGUUAAUGAACAUUCGUCUUGAAGAAUCCAGCUUUUGUAUAUUAAUCAAAGCGCUUUGUAGAUUCAAAAAGCCAAAAAAUGCGAUUAGUUUGUUGUUUCAUAUGGUCGAUCAUGAAAUUGACAUUGAUCGCGGGAGUUUUUCAUUGAUACUCUUGACAUUGUGCCAGCAAAACGAUCUCAAACGUAAUGAAGUUAUCGAUUCGCUUGAAGAAAUGAAGAAAUUAGGGUUUUGCCUCGACAGAGCAGAUUGGGUGAACGUAAUUCGGUUAUUGGUGAAGAGGGGAAACGGCAAGGAAGGUUUGGAGGCGUUGAGUGAAAUGAAAUCCGAUGGCUUUAAGCCUGAUGUUAUUUGCUAUACCAUGGUUAUGGAUGGGUUGAUUUCUGAAAGAGACUAUGAAGGCGCAGAUCAACUGUUCGAUGAAAUGCUUGUAAUGGGCUUGGUUCCUGAUAUUAACACUUGCAAUGUGUACGUGAAUGGUUUGUGUAAACAGAAUAAAUUUGACGAUGGAAUCAUGAUGCUUUCAAGCAUGGAGGAAAUCGGAUGCAAACCCAAUACAAUCACUUACAAUACACUACUGAGUGCGAUCUAUGAGAAUGGAGAACUUAGUAAAGCAAGUGACUUUUUGAAACUUGUGAGAGGAAAGGGUGUUUUUGUGAACUCAAGAACGUAUGAUAUAAUGAUUGAUAGGAUGGUUAAAGAAGACGAUAUGUCAGAAGCUUUAGAUCUCUUGAAGGAGAUGGUGUCCAAAAGCAUGGUGCCUCAGCCUGCAACUUUUGAUGAAAUUGUUUGCAGGUUGUGCAAAAAUGGAUUAUUUUCAAAAGCAAUGAAUUUGCUUACUGAAAUGAUGGGAAAGAAUGUUAUUCCGGGGUGUAGAUCAUGGGAAACACUGUUAGUUGGAUUACAAAUUGAGCAUUCAUUUAAUGAGAUUCAUUUGAGUGCUAUGGAAACAAUUUCUGCAAAAUAGCAACUUCUUGUAUUAUAGCAUCCUACUUUAGUUUCUUUCUAUUACACCUUUGUGUUUUCAAUAUAUUAUCUUGUUAAAGACAUUUUCCUUAACCAAUUAUAUGAUUGUACUUUCAAUUUAAAAA
Molecule: messenger RNA, 1790 nt
Organism: Lactuca sativa (garden lettuce)
Lineage: Eukaryota; Viridiplantae; Streptophyta; Magnoliopsida; Asterales; Asteraceae
Product: Pentatricopeptide repeat (PPR) superfamily protein
Molecular function (GO): protein binding
Source: RefSeq, a predicted model, not a curated record